AUGGCUUCAAGUAAAGAUAAAAUGGAAGCAACCAAAUUUAAAUGGACAACUGAGAAUGAAAAGAUAUUCUGUGACAUUUGUAUCAAGUUUAUUAGAAAGAACGGGCGUGGAUCAUUUAAAUGGAAGGAGAUUAGCAAAGAGUUUGAAGUUGCCACCAACAUUAGAUGUUUAGAAAAAUCUUUAAAGAAUAAAUUUGAUUUUAUGAAAAGUGACUGGCGCAUUUGGAAGUUUCUAAAAUUUGGUGAAACUGGCCUAGGAAGCUUUCCUGUUACAGGAAAGCUUAGUUGUUCAAAUGAGUGGUGGGAUAGAAAAAUUAAGGAGAAACCUGAGGCUAAAAAAUUUCGUAAUAAAUCAAUAGAUCCUUCAAUUGAGGAAUACUGGAAUCAACUUUUUGAUGAUAGUUAUGCAAGCGGCGAAGAAGUUGUUGCACCCUCUGUGAAUCCUGAUUUUGUGGAACUUGUGGCACUCAAGUAUCUAAACAAGGUGUUAGAGGCACCCAAGUACCAAGCCAAAGUAUUGGAGAUACACAACCAAACCAAUGUAUUGGAGAAACACAAGUACCGAGUCAAGUUGAAGGGGGCAGCAAAGCUAGGAUGUCAAAUUGAAACGUUAAUAUCCCAAUCUCAUAAGGCAUUGGAAAUAAUGCAAUUUGAUGAUGAUACAAGUAAACAAGUUAAUGGAAGCUCUACCAUUGCUACAGCAAUGUCUAUUAUAAAUCGGAUGGUUAUGGAAGGUGUUUUGGAAAAGGGUAGUGAAUUAUGGUGCUUUGCUGCUUGUUUGGUUGAGAAUGAAACAAGAAGGGAGAUUUUUUUAAACAUGGAGGAUGAUGAGUCGAGAAAAAUAUGGCUAACAUACAUGCAUUCCAAAGAGAAAUAA
This is a messenger RNA of Vicia villosa (hairy vetch), 876 nucleotides long. RefSeq names its product L10-interacting MYB domain-containing protein-like. The transcript is spliced from 4 exons. Bases 1 to 876 code for a protein of 291 amino acids. The record is from RefSeq and is a predicted model, not a curated record. NCBI's taxonomy places the organism in Eukaryota, Viridiplantae, Streptophyta, Magnoliopsida, Fabales, Fabaceae.